This is a messenger RNA of Aspergillus sclerotioniger CBS 115572, 2296 nucleotides long. RefSeq lists its product as uncharacterized. Lineage: Eukaryota; Fungi; Ascomycota; Eurotiomycetes; Eurotiales; Aspergillaceae. The record is from RefSeq and is a predicted model, not a curated record. Bases 392 to 1963 code for a protein of 523 amino acids. The transcript has 2 exons.
CCUCCACACAUCCAUCAUCAUCACCAUCACCAUCAUCAAUUCCCCUCCAUCUAUCUCAAUCCGGUCCGUCAUUGACUCUCACCCUACCCAAACUGAUGGCCGAGACAACCAUCGACGACGGUAACAUGCGCCCGCCAUGACGUCACUCGGACACACGAGACGCGGUGCCAGUUGCGCAUUCCAGCCAGCCAGCGCCGCCGUUGAUGCUCUUCAUCAUCAUGGAUCACUUCCUCAGCCAUUGCCAUCCGGUGACGUCAGUUUCACCACCAUGAACCUAUCCAUCGGCAUCCCGACCGCGAUCGCGCAGUUGUUUCCCCAUCUCGACCCAUUUUCCUCCCCCGCAGACCUUCCUCCUUGGUGCAGCUGGGCCUAGGGUGACAAUUUCAGCACAAUGGUAUCCUUCAAGUUUAGAAGAGGCGAUGAUGCCGACAGAAACGGCGAACAGAGGGAGCAUGAGGAGGAUCGGCGGCCCGAAGAGCCAGAUGAGCGUACACGACUCCUGCCGCGCGAACCCCCUGCCUAUUUGAGCCCAGAUGAUCCCGCCGUCUCUCCCUACAACCUCUGGGGAAUCCGAGCCCUACGGGCCCUCUCCUCCAUCUUUCUUGCCCUCAGCUUCAUUUGGUGGACCUUCCUGCUCGUCUCCCUCUUCGUAAGCCCGCCGAUGAUGCAUUCCCGCGGAUCUGGCUUCUUUGGCUUCGCCUACACCACUCUGACGGCUGGAUACCUCCUACUGGGGAUCCUCUUCUUCGCCGUCCCCUCCAAACCCAUGAGAGUGUCCGGCUUCGUCAUUGCAGUCUUCCUUUGCGUCGACAUGGUCCUUACCCUGGCCGUUCCUCGUAUUCGUCUCGAAGAAGGUUGGGUGGGAAUCGCCUCUGUGGUUUGGGCAACCUUCAUUUCCCUGUACACCAUCGUCCAGAACCAGUCCGUAGCAUGGGGUAAGCGAGAGGAAGAGGAACGCCUGACGGGUCGUCCGGAAACCCGCCGUCCCCUUCGCGAAUGGAUCGCCGUCCUCAUUCAGACCGUCUUCCUGGUGAUCUUCGCUAUCAUUGCCAUCCUGUUCACCGCCACCCUCAUCCUCCGCGCCCGUGAUGCCUCUCUACCAAACCCUGGCAAGAGAUACCUCGUCAACGGCGACAGCUACCAAGUCCACCUCGCCUGCGUCGGCAACACCACCCACAGCCUUGGCGGUAACACCCCCACAAUCCUCAUUGAGGGCGGAGAAGGGCCCGUCGAACACACCCUUCAGCCCUUCAUCGACGAUGCAUACCAAUCCGGCGUCAUCCCCCGAUACUGCUACUGGGACCGUCCCGGCUUCGGCUGGUCCGACAACGCUCCCUCCCCAUUCUCCGCUGGCAUGGGGGCAGAUGCCCUCUCCGAGGCGCUCGCUCUAGCUGGCGAAGAAGGUCCCUGGGUUCUAGUCUCCUCCGGCAUCGGCGGCCUCUACAGCCGCAUCUUCGCCAGCCGCCACCUCCUCGAGAUUUCCGGAAUCCUUCUUAUCGACACCCUCCACGAAGACUAUCUCAGCAAUAUUGGCUCCUCCGGCCGCGGCUUUACCCUCUGGCUUCGCGGCGUCUUCUCUCCACUAGGAUUGGAUCGUCUCGCGGGCGCGCUCUUCAAGGGACGCACGCGUGAAGACCGUGUUUAUGGACGCAGCUCCUACCAAACGGGCAAAACAAUCAAGGCAAAGCUGCAGGAGAAUCUAGUGGCAGAGUCGAUGACCUCCUCGGAAGUCCAGACCGCUCGACACAUUCAGAUGCCGGAUACGCCGGUCGUGGUGGUGAGCUCGGGAAUGGAGGUCAAAAGGAGCCAGAAGUGGGCAAAGAAACAGGAAGAACUGACCAAGAUCACGCAAAACCUCAAGGACUGGGAUAUUGUCGAUGGAGCACCGCAUGAAGUUUGGCGGGCCGUGGAGGGGAGAAGAGUCAUCGAGAAGAGGUUGGCUGAGUUGAUUGGGAAGGAGUAGCUCCCUUAUUACGCCCUUACGUUCUGUUUUCUAUCUAUUUUCUCUAUUCAUGUUAUUUUCUCCAUCUAUCUGACUAUUCAUUCCUCCGGCCCUUUGCUCCUCUUCUCGUCCUCUAUGUACCAGCUUCUGAUAUCACAUUUCUCAACAUGUCCAGCCACUCAGCUCAUGAUCUACUUGCUCCCGUGCAUGAGAUUGACGAUACGAUACAUGCAUAAGCUCAGUGUUAAGUUCAUGAUAAUGUACAACUUGAUCAUUAUUCAUAUCCAUUUGUUCGCGUCACGUAUGUAUCAUUAUUACCUUAUAUUCUAAUUGAAAUUAAAAUAGCUACCCAAG